Messenger RNA from Ipomoea nil (Japanese morning glory), 2192 nucleotides. Its product is annotated as MACPF domain-containing protein NSL1-like. The coding region runs from base 96 to 1934 and encodes 612 amino acids. Gene Ontology annotation, cellular component: plasma membrane. The record is from RefSeq and is a predicted model, not a curated record. NCBI's taxonomy places the organism in Eukaryota, Viridiplantae, Streptophyta, Magnoliopsida, Solanales, Convolvulaceae. The transcript has 7 exons. Gene Ontology annotation, biological process: regulation of salicylic acid mediated signaling pathway; plant-type hypersensitive response.
AUUUGACCCCCAUCGACUUUUCACUACAAAACGCCACACUGCCCAUACAAGAAGAUCGUCAGAAUCUAAGCUUCGAGUUUCGGGUUUCUUCUUCCAUGGCGUUUCAUCCGAAUAACAGAAUGGACCCGCAGACCGCGGCGGAAAAGGCGGUUUCCGUUAUGGGCUUCGGGUACGACAUGGCGGCGGAUAUACGUUUAUCCGCUUGCAAGCCCGGCCCGUCUGGGUCGGGGCUGAUCGAGCUUGAUCGGAGCUCCACAAAGGACUUGGUUAUGCCCGGUGGCGUUGUCGUCCGCAAUGUUUCCACCUCCAUCAAGUGUGAUAAAGGUGAACGGACCCGGUUCCGCUCCGAUGCUCUUACCUUUAACCAGAUGUCGGAGCAAUUCAAUCAGGACGCAGAUUUAUCUGGUAAAAUACCUUCUGGUCUAUUUAACACAAUGUUUGACCACAGAGGGUACUGGCAGAAGGAUGCUGCUAGCACUAAACUUGUUGCUUUUGAUGGUUGGUUCAUUACCUUGUAUAAUGUCGAGUUGGAGCGCUGCCAUGUUACUCUAUGUGAGCAAGUAAGAAGAGAAGUUCCUUCUUCUUGGGAUCCUCCUGCUCUUGCUGAGUUCAUUGAAAAAUAUGGCACCCAUGUUGUUGUUGGAUUAAAGAUGGGAGGAAAGGAUGUAAUCCACAUAAAGCAGCUUCAAAAAUCAACUCUUGAACCUAUUGAGGUGCAGAAAUUGUUAAAACAAUUAGCUGAUGAGAAGUUUUCUGAAGAUGGAAGUGAAUGCCCAAAAUCAAAUCCUGACAAUUCUAAUGAAAGACUAAAGGAUGAGAAGUCCAUCUUCUGGGAUCCCAGUUUACCAUUUGCAAGCUCAAUGAGACCGUCUAUCACAUCCCACUCAAAGAACAAUGACAUAGUAAGCAUUCAUGUUCGUCGGGGUGGCAGUGAUUGUGGUCAAAGUCAUAGUAAGUGGCUUUCUACAGUGUCACAGUCUCCUAAUGUUAUAUCAAUGUCCUUUGUGCCUAUUGCUUCACUAUUGAAUGGAGUUAAGGGCAGUGGAUUUCUAAGCCAUGCAAUUAAUCUAUACCUACGAUACAAACCGCCAAUAGAGGAACUCCUUCAAUUUCUAGAAUUUCAGUUACCUCGGAGGUGGGCUCCAGCAUACAGUGAUCUUCCCCUUGUUCAUCGUCGCAGGAAGCAGGCUUCUCCGUCAUUGCAGUUUACUUUUAUGGGUCCAAAACUUUUUGUUAACACAGUGAAGGUUGACUCUGGAAACCGGCCAGUCACUGGAAUUCGGUUGUACUUGGAAGGUAAAAGGAGUGAUCACCUAGCUAUCCAUCUGCAGCAUUUAUCAGCACUUCCAGAAAGCCUUCAACUGACAGAUGAUCACACCUAUGAGCCCAUUGAUGUGAAGUUUGAGCAAGACUACUUUGAACCGGUUAAAUGGAGCAUAUUUUCACAUGUUUGCACAGCUCCAAUCGAGUAUCACGGGGCACGAAUAGAUGACUUUGCAUCUAUUGUGACCAAGGCCUGGUUCGAGGUGAAGAUUAUUGGCAUGAAAAAAGUUCUGUUCCUGAGGCUUGGUUUCUCAAUGGUGUCCUCUGCAUUGAUCCGAAGGUCAGAGUGGGACGAACCCUCAAACUCAGCUCGAAAGUCAGGACUGAUAUCAAUGCUUAUCACCACGCCAUUCAGUACAAAGCUCACUCCACCUGAAAAACCAGCCAAGGCUGAUCUGAAUUCAGCCAUUUAUCCUGGCGGCCCUCCCACACCAGCAAAGCCACCAAAAAUGUCACACUUUGUCGACACAAAAGAAAUGGUGAGAGGCCCUGAGGAUUCACCUGGCUAUUGGGUGGUCACAGGCGCAAGGCUCUUUGUUGAGGACAGCAGAAUAAGAUUCAAGGUGAAGUAUUCACUCCUAACAAUACUGUCGGAGGAUUCCUUGAUGUAAGAAUCAAAGUCGCUGAGUCCCUGCCUUAUAUAUUUUUUCUUACGCUAUACUAAUUCUAAGCCUCAGAGCCCGUGUCAAAAGUCACUAGAUGAGGUAAAUUGCGAGUUGCCCGUCAAUCCUAAGUAACCAUUUGGUAGAGGUGAAUUUUUUUUUUUUUUAACAGCAUGGUGGUAUAGUUCAAAUGUUCAAUCAAUUCCUGUAGAAAGCAACUCAAAUUUUAAGUAAAUAUUACAAAACAUCUCUGUUCUUUGCCCCUCA